AUGGAUGCAACAUGUUCAAUGUUUCAUUUGUUGAAUAAAUGUAAAAAUACAGUAGACAUUAUGUUUGAAUGUGCUUCAGAUAUUGUGAAAGAUAAUCAAAUUAUUUCAGAUUCAUUUCAAAUUCAAUUUGCUGUCUAUCGAAAUAAUGAUAGUGGAGAAAAAAAACUUCUUCAAAGUUCGUCUUGGGAGACAAAACCACAUAAUUUACGUGUUUUUAUGAAUACAAUUGAAGUUGAGGGAGGUUUGCUUAAUGAAGCUAUUGAAAUUGGUUUAUGGCAUGCUAAUAGAGAAAAUGAAAGAGAAAAUAUUACACAAGUUAUUUUAAUAGGUGACGCACCUCCAAAUACAAGAAAAGAAAUUCUUUCGGACAAAAUCACUGGAAGAAAACUAAAUUUGCGCAAGCAACAUAUUAUAAAGACGAAUUAG
Rotaria sp. Silwood2 is the source of this 426-nucleotide messenger RNA. The record is from the annotation of a GenBank genome assembly. NCBI's taxonomy places the organism in Eukaryota, Metazoa, Rotifera, Eurotatoria, Philodinida, Philodinidae.